Molecule: messenger RNA, 1566 nt
Organism: Tripterygium wilfordii
Lineage: Eukaryota; Viridiplantae; Streptophyta; Magnoliopsida; Celastrales; Celastraceae
Product: peptide chain release factor PrfB1, chloroplastic-like
Exons: 7
Coding region: 52-1425 (457 amino acids)
Biological process (GO): translational termination
Cellular component (GO): cytoplasm
Molecular function (GO): translation release factor activity, codon specific
Source: RefSeq, a predicted model, not a curated record
ACUUGAACUUGGAAGUCCCUUGGGUCUAAAAUCCAAUCCGUAGAGACAGUCAUGGAGGGGCUCGUGAAACCUUUAUUCAGUUCAAUGAUUCCGCCAAUACUGCCCCAUCACAGCGAACUAGCACCUUUAUCGUUUGUGACAUCGAAUCCUAUCCUUCGUGCUCCACUGCUUAUUACAGCUUCCAAUUCCUUCUCUACUACUACAGUUCUCCGUCGCUUCCCUUCCUAUGUUGUAUAUUCCACACCGGAAAGCCAGUUGAGUGUAGAGGUUGGUGAUGAUACCAGAGAAUGGGCAAUGCAAGAUUUUUAUACCCUAAGGAAGGAUGUAGAAACCGCUUCAGAACGUGUAGAAGAUAUCAGAGCUGCUGCUUGUCUGCAGCGAUUAGAAAAUGAAAUUGCAGAUUUGGAGGCAAAAGGAGCUGAUGAAUCCUUUUGGGAUGAUCGUGCAAAAGCACAGGAAACCCUUCUGGCCCUGAGUGAUGCAAAAUAUAAAAGUGAUUUGCUGAAGGAGUUUAAAACCAAGGUUGAAGAUGCAGAAACUAUAGUUAAGCUAACGGAGGAGAUGGACUCUAUAGAUAGUGGACUUCUAGAAGAGGCUGCUGGUAUCGUUAAAGAAUUAAACAAAGCAGUAGAUCGUUUUGAAUUGACUGAACUUCUUUCUGGUCCGUAUGACAAAGAAGGUGCUGUUAUUUCCAUCACAGCUGGAGCUGGAGGUACUGAUGCUCAGGAUUGGGCUGAAAUACUCCUCAGAAUGUAUGUAAGAUGGGCAGAGAAACAGAGAUACAAGACUAAGGUGGUUGAAAAAUCUCCAGGAGAGGAAGCUGGGAUAAAGUCGGCAACAAUUGAAGUUGAAGGCCGGUAUGCUUAUGGUUAUCUGUCUGGGGAGAAAGGAACACACCGCAUUGUGCGACAGUCUCCUUUUAAUGCCAAAGGUCUUCGCCAGACAAGCUUUUCCGGGGUAGAAGUCAUGCCUCUUCUUCCUGAAGAGUCGUUGGAUGUGGAUAUACCCGAAGAGGACCUGGAAAUUAGCUUUUCAAGGGCAGGAGGGAAAGGAGGACAAAAUGUAAACAAGGUUGAAACCGCUGUUCGUAUCACCCACAUCCCCACUGGCGUCACUGUUCGCUGCACAGAAGAGAGAUCUCAACUGGCAAACAAGUUAAAAGCGAUGAUCCGUUUAAAGGCAAAGCUUUUGGUCAUAGCUGAGGAACAAAGAGCUUCUGAAAUCAAGCAAAUAAGAGGGGAUGCAGUGAAAGCUGAGUGGGGGCAGCAGAUAAGGAAUUAUGUAUUCCAUCCGUACAAACUUGUUAAAGAUGUGCGGACAGGUUUUGAAACAUCUGAUAUCACUUCAGUAAUGAAUGGCGAAUUGGAGCCCUUCAUCAAAUCUUACCUCAAAUACAAAUACAGUAUGGCAGCAUCAUCGAGUUAAUUAACUUGCUAUUUAGUGGCUGAUCAUGGUAUUUCUUUGUAUAUGAAACUUGUACAUGAUUUCAGUCGAUACAAUCUUUCAGAUGGUUCUAUCAUGAUGCUAUUCAUUGCUCAUAAUGAUCUCACUUGAACUUCUUAUGUA